Trematosphaeria pertusa is the source of this 778-nucleotide messenger RNA. RefSeq lists its product as uncharacterized. The record is from RefSeq and is a predicted model, not a curated record. The coding region runs from base 268 to 738 and encodes 156 amino acids. The transcript has a single exon. NCBI's taxonomy places the organism in Eukaryota, Fungi, Ascomycota, Dothideomycetes, Pleosporales, Trematosphaeriaceae.
GCCGAUUUGUGUCCGACUGCCUUGGUCUCUUGUUGAUAUCCCUUUCGAUCCUGAAUCACCGGUUUUGCUUCAGCUCAGCUCAGCUGCGCCGUGCUUUUCUUAGCCGGGCAUCUGAGACUAAGGGACUUUUGGGUCUCUGAUGUUAAAAGGAUGGUUGGCUGGUUAGGUUUGGGCUGAAACUGGAGCUGAACAAACUGAUUCGUGUAUUUCUAUGAUAGCGACUGCUUUUUUGCCUUGUCAUGAGCGACGAGGUUGUCACAUUUUUGCAUGGCGACGGGGCAUGGCAUGGGGCGGAGUCGGGCACGGCACGAAGCCGCGCAUUUGAGGGUGUUCGAGACGAAGCUACGAGUCGAUGGCCGAGGGACGAAUGGGUGCGCUCGCAUUGAUGAUGCUGAGACUCCAAAAUUCCUAGGUAUCCUUUCUUUAGCUUUACUAGCGAAUACCACUUUCGUAUUCACCGUUCGUCUGAUGAAUGUGCGCGAAGUGAAGCAGAGGCAGCUUGAGUGGGGCAUCAACAGACUGCGGACUAGGGUAGAGUCCUGCGCAGUGCCAGUAUUGCACACUCUGUUGCGGUUAGGGAUUCUCCGGAUCCAAGGGCUCGCCGUACAAGUAAGUAAGAUUAGCUGGCCUAUUGUACGCACCCGCGAAGGCCUCCAGGGUAGCUGUUGCGCACGUCGUUCUAUCCGGAGAAUUCCACACCGUGAGAGACACUAUCUUGCCGUUAUCAAUCAACGCUAAAAGGAUUAGCGCGUCGGUGGGCCAUCGUCGAGCGUUCUUC